CUAAACUACCGUAUUAAAUGUCUUUCAGCCUCCAAAGCUCCGCGCCAGGCGCAGGAGCCGCCCGAUCUGCGCCGCGGGCGCGUCGCCAGGCGUCGUCCUCUGCGGCACGACGACGGCCCAGAGCGUCGCGGCGUCGUGCCUGGCGUCGCCGCGCGGCGGGAGCGCCGCCAAGCGCCGCGCCGCCGCCGCCUGCAAGUCGAGGUCCUCCGCGUGGCGCGCCUCGACGGCAAGGCAGUCGUCGAGCCACUUGAGGACCGCCUUGCGCGGCACGAGCAGCAGGUCGCACGUCGCCGCCGCCACGACUCCGCACUCGCCCUUUUGAUCCAACACCUCGGCGAAGGCGCUCAAGGCCGACACGGACUCGGGGUCCCGCGCGACGAGCUCGCAGACCGGCGGGAUGGGCGCGACGCGCCGAACCUCGCGCGCCGCAUCCACCUCCGCCGCGAAGCGCAGGCCGAGGGGCAUCCACGGCCGCCAGCUGCGCCGCGGGCAGCGGAGCUCGACGUUCCGGGCGCAGCUGGCGGCGUCGACCCGGAGCCGCGGGAUGACGCCGACGCCGACGCUCUUGCUGUCGUCGGCCAGCGAGCAGUGCUGCAGGAGCGCCAGCGUCUCGGUGAGAGACGAGGGCGGCGGCGCCGGCGCGUGCACGAGCUUCUGGAGCUCCGCGGCGCGCGCCCGCCAGGGGUGCAGCAGCGCGGCGAAGGCGGGCGUCUCCCAGCCCUUGGCGGUGAUCCGGAGGCGCGCCCAGUUUUCCGGGUCCAGGUACUUCAUGAGGAUGGCGCCGACGACGGCGGACGGGAGAUGCGCGUCCAGAGGGCUUGCUAACGAGGGCUUUUCCAUGGUUGCGCCGGGCGAGGUUCGCGCGGUGGCCAGGAGCAGGCUUUGGUGGAGUGGUACCACCCGCGUGGGCGGCUAUGAGCUCGUAACGUUGCUGUCUCACUUUCGCCGCGCUGGGCCGUUUCCGCGUCGUUUCGACCGCUGGAAACGCGGUCUUUCGAGAACGCUACUCCGGUCGCACUGUGCUAACCGUUUUUGUUGUUGCGCUGUGGGCGUGCUCGUCGCGCGGCACGCAACAACGAGGAGCUUGGCAGCUUCGCGCUCGACUUUGG
This is a messenger RNA of Pelagomonas calceolata, 1109 nucleotides long. NCBI's taxonomy places the organism in Eukaryota, Pelagophyceae, Pelagomonadales, Pelagomonadaceae. The record is from the annotation of a GenBank genome assembly.